ACGACCGCGCGCGUCUUCGCGGCCCAGAAGCCAAAGCCCAAGGCCAAGGCCGCCAAGGCCGUGCAAACCAACCCCGAAGACGCGCUGCCGCUCGACGAAGCAAUCCGCGUGCUGCGCGCCCUCGAAAUCGCCUCCCCCCACUCAGCCUUCAACAUGGAAGUCGCGACCAAGCACAACAAGCCUAACGCGCCGCCGCUGCGUGGACGCAUCUCGCUGCCGCACGACCCGCGCCGUGUCGCCGAUACCAUCGUCGUCUUCGCCGAGGCCGACUCGCCCGCCGCGAACGCCGCGCGCGAGGCCGGCGCACACAUCGUCGGCGGCCAAGACCUCUUCCCCAAGAUCCUCGGCGGCGAGAUCGUGCCCACAAAGUGUCUUGCUACGGCCGGUAUGAUGCCGCUCGUCAGCGCGUCGCUCGCUCGUUUCCUCGGUCCAAAGGGGUUGAUGCCGAACAUGAAGCGCGGGACCGUCGGCGAAGGCGUCGAGUUGGGACGCCUCGUCGAGGAGGCUGGUGGCUCCAUCGAGUGGAAGGCCAACAAGCUUGGUACAGUCAAGGCACCCGUCGGCAGGAUGACCUUUGCCGCCGCCGACAUCACCCAGAACGUCCGCCUGUUCAUGGACCACAUCCGCGAUCAGUCCGUCAAGCUCUCAAACUCUGAAUCUGCCUUGGCGCGCGUCAACAAGGCCGGCAAGCUCACUCGCGUGCGCAUCGAGACUACCCAGGGGCCGAGUAUCGAGAUCAAGGACAUGAUCUAGACUCGGUGGUUGGUAUACGCACAUCUCAGCAUUAU
Messenger RNA from Cutaneotrichosporon oleaginosum, 788 nucleotides. Its product is annotated as mitochondrial 54S ribosomal protein uL1m. Gene Ontology annotation, cellular component: mitochondrial large ribosomal subunit. Gene Ontology annotation, molecular function: structural constituent of ribosome; RNA binding. The record is from RefSeq and is a predicted model, not a curated record. NCBI's taxonomy places the organism in Eukaryota, Fungi, Basidiomycota, Tremellomycetes, Trichosporonales, Trichosporonaceae. Gene Ontology annotation, biological process: translation.